Molecule: messenger RNA, 868 nt
Organism: Schizophyllum commune H4-8
Lineage: Eukaryota; Fungi; Basidiomycota; Agaricomycetes; Agaricales; Schizophyllaceae
Exons: 2
Coding region: 91-558 (155 amino acids)
Source: RefSeq, a predicted model, not a curated record
UACCGGAUCUCCGUUCGCUGGGUGGACGGGUACGUGGGCGUCGGGUGCGCGUGUGGGUGGGAGGCGGGGUAGUGCAGAUAUGUACGGAGAAUGAAAAUGGUCUGUUCCUCGGAUGUCUACUGUUGUUGCGAACGGGCUGCGUACUGCUUAAGAUCCAGGGCCUGGUGGUUGCAGACACGGAGCUGCAUGGUGUACACCUGCGCCUCGUCUAUCCUAACCUCGCGGCUUGAUUGGGGGAGCUGUACACUGCACCUGACCUCGACCUUACCUUUCUGGCCGCUGGUCAACAAGUCGCUUCUUUACUUAACCCACCUCUCCCCGGGACGAGCGGUGUCCCUCAGGUCCUACGAACGAGGGUUGGACUCGGAUGAGGUUGGCCUACCGCCUGUGACCGUCGACGAUACACGACUUAACAUCAUCCCUCAAAAGCACCCAGCAGCCGAUAAAGUGCCGUCCCGCGGGUCGAUAGCCAGACAUUCUGAACUACUUUCACCUUCAUACAGACAUAUCGCGCCCAUGCGCGCAACGACUUCAUCCUUGGUUGGGAUGAACCCGUGAUCUGCCAUCCCCCCGUUGGCUUGCCUAUAGUCUUCGCGCAACGCAUCGGACGAUUGGGGACGAUUGGAGGCGUUUCCGCGCCUCGUUCCACCAUGCACUCUCUUGAGGUGAGGGAGCCAUUCGAGGGAAAGGGCCCUGAGGGUCGUCGCGUAAGCGAACAAUCCUGCGCCUAUCCCCCGACGCUUUCCAUCAGAUCAUCGUCUACGUCUUCGUCAAUGUCUUUGGGGCUGCUGGUUGGUCCAUAGCCCUUCCGCAAAUUUGCGGCAUUCUGCCAGACCUCGUUUGCAGCAGUCCGUCGGUCUUACUCCAC